Scomber scombrus (Atlantic mackerel) is the source of this 3035-nucleotide messenger RNA. It is a transcript of the gene kctd9b, whose product is annotated as potassium channel tetramerization domain containing 9b. The transcript is spliced from 11 exons. The record is from RefSeq and is a predicted model, not a curated record. Gene Ontology annotation, molecular function: protein binding. NCBI's taxonomy places the organism in Eukaryota, Metazoa, Chordata, Actinopteri, Scombriformes, Scombridae. The coding region runs from base 97 to 1416 and encodes 439 amino acids. Gene Ontology annotation, biological process: protein homooligomerization.
GAGAAGAGAAGAAAAACAAAAAAGAUUGUCGUUAAGAUAAUGUAUUAAAUGGAGGAAAUUAAGACUAGUUGACAGUGAAUUUGAUGUUUAUCCACCAUGAGGAGAGUCACACUGUUUGUCAACGGCACGUCCUCAAAUGGAAAGGUGGUGGCUGUGUAUGGAUCCAUGGAGGAUUUACUGUCUGUGGCGAGUUCAAAGCUGAAGAUCAGAGCCUCUAGUGUUUAUAACGGGAACGGCGGCCUGAUAGACGACGUGACGCUCAUCAGAGAUGAUGAUGUGUUGUACAUAUCAGAAGGAGAUACAUUUGAAGAUCACCAUGACGACGACGAAGGUCCCGAACACUGUCAGACUCACACUGAUUGGUUGACGCUCAACGUUGGUGGACGCUGCUUCACCACCACCAGGAGCACACUGGUCAGUAAAGAGCCUGAGAGCAUGCUGGCCCACAUGUUCAGAGAGAAAGACGUUUGGGGGAACAAGCGUGACUCCCAGGGAGCGUACCUGAUCGAUCGCAGCCCGGACUACUUUGAACCGAUCCUGAACUUCCUGAGACAUGGACAGCUGAUCAUCAACGACGGGAUCAAUCCUCUCGGUGUGCUGGAGGAGGCUCGCUUCUUUGGGAUCGAACAGCUGGCCGAACAGCUGGAGACCCUCAUAAAGGCCAAUCAGCCUCCUGAAGAUCAUUCUCCUCUGACCCGGAAAGAGUUUAUUAGAUUCCUGUUGGCCACGACGACCAAAGCAGAGCUGCGAUGUCAGGGUCUGAACUUCAUGGGCGCCGAUCUGUCUCGUCUGGAUCUGCGUUACAUCAACUUUAAGAUGGCAAACCUGAGAGGAACCAACCUGACUCACGCCAACCUGAGCGGGGCAAACCUGGAGAGGGCUGACCUGUCCAUGGCUUCACUGGAUGGAGCUAAUCUGCAGGGUGUGAAGAUGCUGUGCACCAAUGCUGAAGGAGCCUCACUGAGAGGAUGUAACUUUGAGGAUCCUGCUGGAAUCAAAGCCAACCUGGAGGGUGAAGCAGCCAAUUACACGUCUCCUUCACACACACACACACACACACACACACACACACACACACACACACACACACACACACACACACAGAGUGAUGUUUUUAUUGAUCUUACUGAUGUGUGUGUGUGUGUGUGUUUGGUGUUUUUUUUAGGAGCCAACCUGAAGGGCGUGGACAUGGAGGGAAGUCAGAUGACGGGGAUCAAUCUGAGAGUCGCCACACUGAAAAACGCCAAACUGAAGAACUGCAAUCUGAGAGGAGCCACGCUGGCUGGGACGGACCUGGAGAACUGUGAUUUAUCAGGAUGUGACCUACAGGAGGCGAAUCUGAGAGGCUCCAAUGUGAAGGGAGCGAUCUUUGAGGAGAUGCUGACUCCUCUGCACAUGUCUCAGAGUGUUCGUUAAACAGUCGUCCACACAGAGCUUUAAAAUCACGGCACACACACACACUCCUCUUCCUCCUCUCUAAUGAAUACCAAACUUUGUAUUUUUACUCUGAACCAAAACCGUUUAGUGUCUCUACAUCAUGAGUAACGUCCUCGCUCUGUUACAGUUAAUAAUGUUAGUUUUUUUCUUUUUUUUUUUAAAAAUCAUGUCUUCUCUGAGGAAAACCUUUGUACAGUGAUGAUAGUUUCAAGAAAUAAUUCCACUGGGUUUUGUGAAUGUAGUUAUUGAUCACUUAUGAAAGAAAAUAAAUGUUGAACACAAACUGAUGAUAUUCAUAAGCCUUCAAAAUUAGUUUAAAAGUAGUUUUUAAUAAGUGUGCUGGCUACUGUUCAGUGCCUCUUCAGCUUCAGGCUAAAAAAUAAUAAUAAUUGUUUUAUUUUAGUUUAUUUUAUUAGCUAUUAUAAAUGGUAAUAUACAACAACAAUAUGCAGACCGACUCAUACAAAUAAAAAUACAUGGUGAAGUUAUAGCAAUAAAGAAAAAAAAAACUAAAUACAAAAUGAUAUUAUAAUAUAAUAUGAAACACCUAUGUAUCAAUAAUAUAUAUUUAAAUACCUGCAGUGACAAAUAAGUUAGAAAAAUAUACUUUUUUACAACUGUACAGGGAUAUAAUAAUAAUAAAAAUAAUAAUAAUAAACUUUAUUAAUAGAGAACCUUUUAUGCAAGGGAUGUAACUCAAAGUGCUUUACCAAGAAAAUUAAAAAAAAAAAAAACUACAAUAAAAUAAAACAACAGCAAAUAAACAAAAAUAAUAAAAUUAGACAUUUAAUAAAAACAAGUUCAAAUGAUACUAAUUAAAAGCCAGAUUAAAUAACACAGAGCUCACAUCUCUUCUAGCUUUAGGCAGAGUAGUUUAUACAUUUGGAGCAUAAUUAAAGAAAGAUGCACAUCAGGUUUUCUCGUACAUUUAAACACAUUUAAAAAACCUCAGCAGUAGAUGAUAUAGUUUGAUAUGAGUUAAAAGGAGCAAAUACUAAAAAGUUAAGAGACUUAACCUUCGUGUCGUCCUCCCGGGUCAAAUUGACCCCGUCUGUUUUGACUGUUCCUUCGUUCCUCCCUUCCUUCCUUCCGUCUGUCCUUCUUCCCUCCCUCCUUCUCUCUUUCUUUCCUUCCUUCCUCUUUUCCUUUCUCCCUCCCUCCAACCUUUUUUCCUCCCUCCGUCCUUCCUUUCCUCCCUUCCUUCCCUCCUCCCUCCCUUCCUUCCUCCUUUCCUUCCUUCCUUCACUCGAAGACAACAGGAGGGUUAAAUGAGAAAAGUUUUUUAAUUCCAUUUUUUUUACAGCUCCUUUUUAAAUUCCAAAUAAAUACGGAUGUUUGAACAGCUGAUAUUACCUCUGAAUGCCGGUGAGGGAAAACGACAUAUUAGUAUUUUAGAUUUAAUUUUAGCCAUUAUGUGGAAAAAUUCAAUCUUCACGUGUGACCUCCGACAUAAAGACCGGUGCUUACGGAAACAUUUUGGUCCUGCCUGAUUUAUACUUAUUUUUUUAUUAAAUUCGUCGCCUUGCAUAUCAGCAUCAGUGUAAAAAUAAUAGUGUUUACAUUUAUAUCAACCUGUAAAACUAUAAUUAAGUGUAGAA